Messenger RNA from Monomorium pharaonis (pharaoh ant), 3040 nucleotides. RefSeq lists its product as uncharacterized. The coding region runs from base 506 to 1780 and encodes 424 amino acids. NCBI's taxonomy places the organism in Eukaryota, Metazoa, Arthropoda, Insecta, Hymenoptera, Formicidae. The transcript has 8 exons. The record is from RefSeq and is a predicted model, not a curated record.
CAUAAGCAAUAUUAUUUUUCUUCCAAUAUAGAAAUCUUGUAAUCUGUAAUUAAUAUUCAACCUAAUAUUAAUUAUGCUUCAAAAAUUCGUCAAAAAACCUUGAUUGACACAUCUCUAGAUCGAUUACACAAUUAUUCACGUAAUCAAUUUUAGGAAUAGCAACCAAUUAAUGAAUGUGCGUAGAGAUAUGUUUAAUGUUUGAACAAGAGCCGCGAUUUGAUUAAAGAGCCCCGAAAGCGCGACGGGGAAGCGAACCGGGAUUAUUUUCACGAACGAGGAUGUAGACUUUUCGAUCAAUUUUCGCACAUCGAGACAGCCGGCGAUUCCAGCAAUUGUUUGCUGACAAUCGAGAAAUGAUCACGAAACGAUCCUCCGAGCUCGCGACGAUCGUACGGCGUCAUCAGUCGGAGAACGUCGGCAAGUGAAGUGUAUCAAUUUCGAGGGGGUGGCGGAUCCCCGGCGAGGGGAUUUAUCUUGAAAAAUAGGCGGCACGGUCCUGCUUGAGAUGGACUCGGUGGCGGUGACGGUGCCGCUUCGUCAACCGACGAAGAAGAUGAAGAAGCGGAAGGAGCUCGACGCCCUGGCGCCGGCGCACGCUAUCUCUCGCCGGAGUUCCGGAAAACGCAGCUCGCAGGAAUUGUUGACGGACAGCAGUGACGAUCGUUCGGAAUACUGGAACGUUUCCACCAGAAAUGGGCGCAAGUGCAGGGGCAGGAGGGGUCGCGCUUGUCCCGGAUUCUUUAAGGCCUGCAACGCCUUUUUGGCGUGUGCCUCCGUAUUAGCUACCGCCAGUCUGGUAUGGUUGUUCACCGAUGUUCGUCAACAGCUUGCCGCUCUGCGAACUGAAAUAGACCAAGUGAUAGCAGGCAGCGAGGGUGUCCCGGACGCUCUGCAAAAAUGUCACUCAUUGUCGAGAGAUCUCCAGAACAACCAAACAAUAAUUUUCACCAGACUGUCCGAUCUCAAGCAGCAGAUAAACAAUUUUACGCUGGCGCAUAUUCAGCAGGACCUACACAAAGUACAGGAGUACUUUCAAGCCGCGCCAGAGAUGGCCAAUUUGCCGAAACGGCUGGAUGAACUAUCAACCAGUGUUGCGACAUUUGGCAGUCAAAUAAGGGACCUCGGGGCUACAGUGAACACGCUGAAAGAAACGAAUAUGAAGGUACAGGAUGCGCAGACCAUCAUGCAACAAAACAUCAGCAGUAUUAAGCACACUGUGUUAGAAUUGUCGAAUAUCACUCAAAAGCCUCAGAUACUAAGUACCGACGAAACGCAAGUUAAGACUGACAAACUAAACCUCACAAUAUUGCAUUUAAUGAAUAAUUUAACGCACGUUAAUGAGACCUUGUCGAGCAAAUUGCAAUGGGUCGCCGAUGAUCAGAACAAGGAUCGCAAAAAGUUGGUUUCGCUUCAAGAAGCAACGACGGCCAUUAACACGACAAUGAUGUCCUUACAAGGGGAGUGUGUUAAGAUGACCGAGCAAACUUCCGUUCUGGCAUCGAUCCAGCAAUUAACGGAGAAGAUGAACGAGAUACGCGCAACGGAUGUAGAACUAAUUGGCAAGCUGAAGCAAUUGGAACAAUCAUACAACGGACUCAAAAACUCUACCAACAUAAUGUUUGCGACUGUAUCUGAUAUACAGAAUCAGCGGCAGGUCAUCAAGUUGUCGGAAUCGUUAAACGGCGAUAUGACAACGGAGACGAAUCGCCGUGCGACAGAUGUAAGUGAUAUUACUCAGAGAAGGAACAACAGAAUGUGGCGCAAUGCCGACGAAGAGUGAAACGUGAAGGAAACUCACGUUUGAGAAGAGACACACGGCUGGAAGUCGCAAUCUGAGAAGUUGUGUAUUUGUAAAUACUAACAAAUUAAGCACACAUUACGCAUGUACAUAGCAAGAUACUAUUUAUGAUGUCGCGUUUUCGCGGUGGAGCGAUAAUCUACCGCGCGGUUGUUGAGAAAAGAGACUAUCGUGAGCGUGCCGUGGCCUGAAAGAAGCUACUUACGCCGAGCAAUAACUUAAACACUUAAAGCGUAUAAACAUUUAUUGUUAGAACAUUCUGUAUUCUGACCUAGAUUAGACACGUCAAUUCCUAAUAACACUAAACGUAGCGAGAAGAAUAUUUCGGGAAUACUAUAUAGAAAGUACAAAGUCAACAGCCGUCUCGAAACGCAUUCUCGGUUGUACAAUGUCUAGGAAAACGUUUAUAUUUAAGUAACGGCAGCGUAUACCGAAAGUUUUUCUACUCUUCUACAUUUUUGUAGCGUUAAUACGCUAUACUGUACAUUUCUCCGAGUUUUCUGAAACGUGAAACAAUAGAGUUCUCCACAAGGAAAACCACAUAUAUAAAUACCGAUUCAGGACAUGUAAAUACAACACAAUAUUGUUUAACGAAUAACAGUGUGAUAAAAUGAUAAAUAGAUAAGAAUUGCACAUACUAAAAAAUGUAAAUCGAUUUGGUUGGUACAAUUGACGGCAUUGGCGAUAUACGUUUCCAACUUUCAGUUUAGCAACACGUGCACCAGCGUACAGUUGAAUGUACAAUUAAAUGUGAUGGUUAUAAAGAAGUUAUAGUAUUUCUCUGUAAGAAAUAACUUUCACCGUUGCAGAUAGUACUGUAGUAGCUUGAUCAAAUUUUUUUAACAAAGAAUGAGCGUUAUUUUUGUAUGCAUCGAGGGUGGCGUUUGCGAAAAGGAACGCGUUGCGAAAUAGUUGAGCUUUCCGAAGAUUUGCGGUACGCGCGAAUGAAUUGUUUUUCCAUCGAAUCCUUACAUAACAAUCACAGCGAAUGUACACGAGAAUUAAGCGAUAUUCGCAUAUAAUUAUUUGUACAGCCAUACGGCGAAACCUAGACAUUCUAGACGAAUGCGUCCUGCUCUUGUCAUGACGCAGUGUGCGAGAAAUCGUAGAGUAAAAAAUUUUUUGAAAUAUACAGUUUUGGCUUUGCGCAUUCGUGAAUUUAGGAAGAUAAUUACAUGCGAAUAUGCGAUAUAAAUCAGCUAAAAUACCGAAGUGAAUUAAUAAAAAAAAAAAAAAUGAAGG